Molecule: messenger RNA, 1742 nt
Organism: Capsella rubella
Lineage: Eukaryota; Viridiplantae; Streptophyta; Magnoliopsida; Brassicales; Brassicaceae
Exons: 10
Coding region: 363-1538 (391 amino acids)
Cellular component (GO): membrane
Molecular function (GO): glycosyltransferase activity
Source: RefSeq, a predicted model, not a curated record
GAAUCGUCUUCCACUUGUGUGUGUGUGUCUCCAUGUUUUUAAAGACUUAUUUAUUUUUCCCUUAGAAAAGCAAAAAAGGAAACUUUCCCUCUAGCGUCCCUCUCUCUUUGGACCCUCACAUUCGUUGAAUCCAACCCUUCUGGGUUUUAUUUUUUUGCCCUAGAUCUUAACGAAGAGGAUCAAAUUCGACUUUUUUGAGAUCUGGGUUCGGACAAAGAUUCUGUCUUUCUGCAUUCUACCGUUUCGAUUCACCUCGAGUCAAUGCCAAUUUAAAAGAAGUAUAUGCAGAAGUGAAAAAAAGAUUCAAGCUUUUGUAUGCCUAUAAGCUAGAAAGGAGAAGGGAGGUGUUAAGACUGGUUUCAAUGGGUGAGACGCAGAAGAUGUUGCAGGGGCCACGUCACCACCACCACACAUCUCUCAAGAAGCCCUUAUGGGUCGUUUUGACAGUUUCAGUGACCAGCAUGCUUCUGAUCUGUACUCACAUGUACCCAAAACACGGCAAGAGCUCCUCCUGUCAUGGUCUCUAUAGCACUAGAGGCUGCGAGGAUGCUCUCUCCGCGUGGCUACCUGUUCAUGUCAGGAAGUUCACUGAUGAGGAGGUAGCAGCUCGAGCAGUGGUCAGAGACAUACUAAGAACGCCUCCCUUCAUAACCGCAAACUCCAAAAUCGCUUUCUUGUUCUUGACUCCUGGUACUUUGCCAUUUGAGAAGCUCUGGGAUGAAUUUUUCAAGGGUCAUGAAGGGAAGUUCUCUAUUUACAUCCACCCGUCAAAGGAACGACCAGUUCACAUCAGCCGUCACUUUUCUGAUCGGGAGAUCCACAGUGAUGAGGUUACUUGGGGAAGGAUUUCUAUGGUUGAUGCCGAGAAGCGUUUACUGGUUAGCGCUCUUGAAGAUCCUGACAACCAACACUUUGUUCUUGUUUCAGAGAGUUGUAUACCGUUGCAUACUUUCGACUACACUUAUAGAUAUUUGCUCUACUCCAACGUUAGUUUCAUUGAGAGUUUUGUGGAUCCUGGUCCACAUGGGACCGGUAGACAUAUGGAACACAUGCUACCAGAAAUCGCCAGGGAAGAUUUUAGAAAAGGUGCUCAGUGGUUCACAAUGAAGCGACAACACGCAAUUAUAGUGAUGGCCGAUGGUCUUUACUACUCAAAAUUCCGCGAGUAUUGUGGACCUGGAAUAGAGGCCGACAAGAACUGCAUUGCUGAUGAACACUACUUGCCAACAUUCUUCAAUAUGAUUGAUCCCAUGGGGAUCUCAAACUGGUCAGUGACUUAUGUUGAUUGGUCUGAACGAAGGUGGCAUCCAAAGACAUACGCAGCAAACGAGAUUUCAUUAGAGUUCAUGAAAAACGUCUCGUCCGAGGACAUGAGUGUACAUGUUACCAGCGUGGGCGAGCAUGGAGAUGAGCUGCAUUGGCCUUGUACAUGGAACGGGAUUACACGGCCUUGUUAUCUGUUUGCAAGGAAGUUCCAUCCCGAUGCUCUCGACACAUUGGUCAACCUCUUCCCAAACUACACAAGCAUAGCUGCCUGAGAGAGGAUGCUUGAACCAAACACACGAUUCUUGGACCUAAUUAUUUUCCAGAUAUGUCUCAGAGGUGGAUCUUUAAGUUACUGUAAAUUUUCUGAAGAAACUGAAAUUAUUCUUGGAAUUUUAUGUCUCUUGAUGAAACUGAGAGCCUGUUAUAUGCAAUUAGAGCAGAAAGUUUUGGUUAUAAGUGUUCCAUUUUGCGAUUUC